Molecule: messenger RNA, 7449 nt
Organism: Oncorhynchus nerka (sockeye salmon)
Lineage: Eukaryota; Metazoa; Chordata; Actinopteri; Salmoniformes; Salmonidae
Product: tyrosine-protein kinase Fer-like
Exons: 19
Coding region: 707-3178 (823 amino acids)
Biological process (GO): peptidyl-tyrosine phosphorylation; chemotaxis; Fc-epsilon receptor signaling pathway
Molecular function (GO): ATP binding; non-membrane spanning protein tyrosine kinase activity
Source: RefSeq, a predicted model, not a curated record
GAAGAUGUUCUUGGAGUCUACUUUAUUUAUCAGUACGUUAAAAGUCUUUCGUGUGAGACACUGGAGCAGAACAGAAGGCAUCUGACUUGGAGAUAAUAAGCUUUUCCCCCGAGGUUUAAAGGCAGAUUAAAUAGGCAGUCUAGUAGUAGCAGAGGUAGAGUGAUUGUCUGUCUUUUUUUAUAAUCUGCCUCGUCUCUGAAGGCUUACGUCCCUAUCUCACAUUAGACUAGCCUACUUCCUGUUGUUGUACUGUAGCUACCGUUUCUGGUCUCUAUUGACUUUGUUUCAAUGUCUUACUGUGGUAGGCCUAUAAAUAGUUACCUGAGAUGAGGGAUGGUGAGGUUAGGUAGCCUACAUGAAUUUGUUACCAUUUUGUUUUGGCUGCUUCACUGUCGGCCCACCCACUUCCUAAACUAAGCUGGUCGCCCUCCCCUUCCUCCAUUGUGCGUCUUUAUUUCAGAAAACUCUGCCUCUUGCAUCAAAAGGUUGUUGCAGUCUAUAAAGGGUUAGGAGUACCUUUUAUUUAGGCUAAUUCAUAGAAAACCUUCCACCUGUCUGCAACUAAUGACUAACCAACAUUCAACAAGCAGUUUGCCUUUGUUGACCAGGACAGGAAAGAUGCAGAACUGAGGGUGACUAUCCAUCCUCCCGGCCCGGUGAAGUGUGAGACUAAAUAGCGUGUCGUGAGGAAAAGGGGAGAGGGACGAUGGGGUUCGGACGGGACCUGGGGAACUCCCACGAUGGGCUGUUGAAGCUGCAGGACUGGGAGCUGAAGCUGCUGGAGACAGUGAAGCGCUUCAUGACGCUACGGGUGAAGAGCGACAAGGAGUACGCCUCUCUCCUCCUCAACAUCAGUCAGCAGGUGGACAAGCACGACAACUGCUCCCAGAUGGACUACAUCAGCAACGUCUCCAAGUCUUGGGCCCACAUGGUCCAGCAGACAGAACAGCUGAGUCAGAUCAUGAAGUGUCACGCGGAGGAGCUGAACUCUGGCCCUCUGCACAGACUCACUAUGAUGAUCAAAGACAAGCAGCAGGUUAAGAAGAGCUACCAGAGCAUCCACACACAGAUUGAGUCCGAGAUGAACAAGGUGACAAAAAGCGACCUAGAAAAGUUAAAAGGCACCUACAGACAAUUAACAAAGGACGCCCACAGUGCCAAAGAAAAAUACAGAGACGCAAUGGUGAAAGGCAAGGAGCCAGAGAAGGCGAGGGAGCGUUACGACAAGGCCACCAUGAAGCUUCACAACCUCCACAACCAGUACGUGCUGGCGGUGCGGAGUGCCCAGCUCCACCAGGAGCAAUACCACGACACCACGCUGCCCCUCCUGCUCGACUCCCUGCAGAAAAUGCAGGAGGAGAUGAUCAGUGCACUGAAGGGGAUUUUGGAGGAAUACAGUGAAAUCACCAGUCUCUUAACUGAUGAAAUAGUGAAAGUCCACAAAGAAAUCCACACCUCCAUCGACCAAAUUGAUCCUGUGUCAGAGUAUGAACACUUCAUUGAGGUUCACAGGUCUCCAGAAACCAAAGAACCAAAUGUAGAAUUUGACCUUUCACUGUUGGAGGAAACUGAGAAUCUUCAAGCAAACGAGAUCCUAUGGAACAAUUUGACUGCAGAUAGUUUACAAGCGAUGCUGAAAUCCACAUCAGAUGAGCUGGGCCUCACUCAGCAGAGCCUACGCACCAAGGAGGAUCUCAUGCAAGACUUGGAAAACAAGCUUGAUGAGUCCACCAAAACAUGUGAAAAGAAGUCAGAUGCGGUGCUGCUGCUCAGUCAGAAGCAGUCUUUGGAGGAGCUGAGGCAAACGGUCCAGUUGUUACGCUGCACAGAAGCCAAGCUGGGCGCCCAGAAGGACCUGCUAGACCACAAGAUGCAGGAGAACGAGGGCAAGGAGCCUCCCCCCAUGGUUAACUACGAGGACGACGCGCGCUCCGUCAACUCCAUGGACAAAGGCAAAGACAGGACAUCAAAGUUUGACACCUUACGUCAUUCCUUAGCCGGCAUCCUCCGCUCUCCCAAAUCAGUCCUUGGCUCAUCAUCGCAGUUUUUCGACGUGAUCCCAACUAGUGAGAAGCCCCUGGGGGACCAGGAGUGGUACCACGGGGCCAUCCCCAGGACCGAGGCCCAGGAGCUGCUCAAAGAGCAGGGAGACUUCCUGGUCCGGGAGAGCCACGGCAAGCCUGGCGAGUACGUCCUGUCUGUCUUCUCAGAGGGACAGCGGAGACACUUCAUCAUCCAGUUUGCAGACAACCAGUAUCGUUUUGAAGGCACUGGCUUCCCGACCAUUCCUCAGUUAAUUGAACACCAUUACACUUCAAAGCAAGUUAUUACCAAGAAGUCUGGGGUGGUGCUUUUAAACCCAGUCAUCAAGGAUAAAAAAUGGAUACUCAACCAUGAGGAUGUUACUCUUGGAGAGCUUCUUGGCAAAGGCAACUUUGGUGAGGUAUUCAAAGGAACAUUGCGGGACAAGACUCCUGUGGCAGUCAAAACAUGUAAAGAGGAUCUUCCACAGGAGCUGAAGAUUAAGUUCCUAUCAGAAGCCAGGAUCCUCAAGCAAUAUGACCACGCAAACAUUGUGAAGCUGAUAGGCGUUUGCACACAACGACAGCCUAUUUACAUUGUGAUGGAGCUAGUGUCAGGAGGGGACUUCUUGUCGUAUCUACGGAAGAAGAAGGAAGACCUAAAGAUCAAACAGCUGGUGAAGUUUUCCUUAGAUGCUGCUGCAGGAAUGGCUUACCUUGAGCUCAAAAACUGUAUCCACAGGGAUCUGGCGGCUAGAAAUUGUCUGGUGGGAGAGAGCAACCUGCUGAAGAUCAGCGACUUUGGGAUGUCAAGACAAGAGGACGAUGGGAUCUACUCGUCGUCUGGCCUCAAACAGAUCCCCAUCAAGUGGACGGCUCCAGAGGCUUUGAAUUAUGGGAGAUACAGCUCGGAGAGUGAUGUGUGGAGUUUUGGCAUCCUCCUAUGGGAAACGUUUAGUCUAGGAGUGUGUCCUUACCCAGGGAUGACCAACCAGCAGGCCAGAGAGCAAGUGGAGAAAGAUUACAGAAUGUCCUGUCCAGCAAAGUGCCCUGAGGAGAUUUACAAAGUCAUGCAGAAGUGCUGGGAGUACAAACCUGAAAAUCGGCCAAAGUUUGCCGACCUUCAGAAAGAACUGGCCUCGAUCAAGAAGAAAUAGCAACCUGGUAGGGGAAGGUGGACCAGGUCAUGACCCCCUUACAACCUGAGAGAAACACCACAGAACGUUACAGCCUUGAUGCUACUUGUCGUGAUUGUACUCACGGUGUAUACUUUGUCACAAAAUCACUGUGUUAUGUGCCUAGGCAACUGUUUUGAGCCAUUAUCAAGGAGAGAGAUCUCUGCUUAGCUUGGAUCAUUGUCAAAAUAUGACAGUAUUAUUAUUUUUUAAACCUGGUGUUCUUUUAUUUCUGUUCCUUUCUCUUACUGAACCGCUGCAACUAAAGGUGUUUUGAGACAUAACCACACAAACAUGUGUACAAUUCAUCAUGCUCCAUUGCACAUAUGACUUCUGUCGUUUUGCUAUUGGUCAUCACUCGGGCAUAGCCACGAUAAUGAGAAAUGUCACAAUUUCUAGUUUUUUUUAGGGCCCUGAGUUUGGUCCUGUUAAGGUUAGAUGAGUAAUAUGACUUGAAAAUGCCAAGGAGUCUGGUGCUCCGUAUAGCCGUGCAACAUCUAAAAGAGACUGUCUAGAUGCACUCCGUAGACAGAUGGGGUUUGAGAACCAGUUCCUACCCAAGGACGUAACAGUUUAUACCUAAGGGUAUAGUGUCCUGUUUUUGUCCCGAGCUUGACUUUUCCACAUUCAGCAAGAACUAUUUUCUUCAUGUGAAUAAUUUCUGUCCAAAGAUUUCCUAAAGUAUUCUCUUCAUGCCCACUAUUUAAUGUAGAAAACCUUUGAGUUUAACAUACAAGGAUAAGUGCAAUUUGUGACACCCCUUUCCUAUAAUUGUUUGGGCUUUGUUGCAGUAAGGCCAUUUAUUUAGAAUUAAUAUAAUUUGACUUAUAAUUCUUAAAUGUUUCAGACCCUCCAGAAUGCUGAUUAUUUUCUACAUUUUAGUCUGUUACAAGCUCAAUACUCAUAAUUUGACAAUUAGAAUGUACCAUAACUGUACUAUCUGACUUGAAAUGUGAAUUUAGCAUUUUCUGUCAAAAACAGUUCUCUUUUACAUAGCUACGAGAAUUUUAAGGAGCUCCAUUUUUCAUGCAUUCAUUUUUGUGGUAUUUUUUUACUUCAAUUUUUUUUAAAUAAAACUACUGUUCUAAAUUGUUGAGACAAUUGAACAGUGAUAGCAAUGAACAGUGAACUUGUUUUCAUUAAGUAUACUUAGGGCCAGGAGUUGUAUCUAACCAUGCGACAUGACCAAGAGAGAACUCUGGGGCCUAGUCUAUACCUAUGGUCUUGUUUUCCUGGCAAGGUAAUUCUCCGUUCCUUAAUAUAGUAUAUUCGCUAUUCCAGCCACUCCUGUAUGAUGUCAUUUCUCUGAGGGUGCCAUGUUGUUUCUAUGUCAACCAGGCUCCUUGCCAUUUGUGCUGACAGCCCAAGCGUGUCUUCAAAAGCAUCUUCUGUGAAGUAACACGUCACAUCCAUCCAUCAGUUUCACUCCUAUUAGAAUGAUGGAACUCUUGUCUUUCAAAAAACAUUCCUCCUGUAUUUUGUAAAUACUUGUAGAUGCUAUAACUUUUAUUUUAUGCAAAUGUAGGUCACGUUUUGUGUGUAUCUCUAUUGGAAGUGUUUCUUCCAAUGAUGUAUUCGAUAAAGAAAACAUUGUCUGUUUUUGCUUCUGAAUCUGCAUGGAUUGUUUGUACAUUUUUAGUAUAUGUAUAAAAGAUUUUUGGAAAAAUCCUCUUUCCUAUCUAUUAUACAAUGUCUCCUGCUCAUCUAUCCUGUAUCCUCAUCUUACUGUGUCACAAAUUACACCCUAUAUAGUGCACUAAUAUGGCGAAUAGGGUGUCAUUUGAGACAGACUUUGGUUCGUUGACAGGAGUGACAGUUUUUUUCUUAAUUUCUCCAGUCAAAUGACCUCCUGAUAUUUAAAAUGUUUUGCAUUCCAGACAACCUAGCAAGAGAAAGGUGUAGAAUGAAUAGGUGAAGGGAGCUUACAUCUUAACUACUGGUUGAUGAGCACAAGAUAUUUCUGUUUAACACGUUUGAAAGGCAUACACUUUUUUCAGUAACUUUUAUUUAUUUGAGACAAUUAAAUAGUAUCAUGAGUAUUUUAUAUUAAUUUGUCUCCUGUUAGUGUAUUAAAAUAUUUGCCAGUAGUUUCUUUUUAAAGAAUUUGUUCUAUGGUUUAAAAAUUUAUAUAUUUGUAUUCUUCUCAUGCAAAGUGACCAAGUCUAGAUUUCCCCAUGAGUAGUUGAAAAAUCUGCUCUACAUUACUGGCCAAUAUAUGAUACAGACCAUUAGUACACUUGUGUUGAAUGGAAUUGUCUUUCAGUUUGUCACUCAUUUGUUUUUGAGUGAAAGUGUAUUUAAGCUUCACAAUUCAAUGUGAAAGUAUUGUGCUGCAUUAACAUUAGCAUUCUGGUAUGUACUCCAAGGCCAGCUUCACAGCAUUUCAAGGUGCAGUCGCUUCGAAAAUUUGACAUUGUUACAUUACAGCCUUAUUGUAUAAUGGGUUAAAUAAAUCUCAAUCUACACACAAUAACCCACAUUAACAAAGCGAAAACAGGUUUUUACAUUUUUUUGCCAAUUAUAAACCUUAUUACAUAAGUAUUCAGAUCCUUUGUUAUGAGACUUGAAAUUGAGCUCAGGUGCAUCCUGUUUCCAUUGAUGAUCCUUGAUUACUCUACAACUUGGGAGUCCACCUGUGGUCAAUUCAAUUGAUUGGACAUGACUUGGAAAGGCACACAACCGUAUAUAAGGUCCCACAGUUGACAUAGCAAAAACCAAGCCAUGAAGUCGAAGGAGUUGUCCGUAGAGCUCAGAGACAAUCCUGUGUUGAGGCACAGAUCUGGGGAAGAGUACCAAAACAUAUCUGCAGCAUUAAAGGUUCCCAAGAACACAGUGGCCUCCAUCAUUCUUAAAUGGGAGAAGUUUGGAACCACCACCACUCUUCCUAGAGCUGACUUCCCGGUCAAACCGAGCAAUCAGAGAAGGGCCUUGGUCAGGGUGGUGAUAACCCGAUGGUCACUCUGACAGAGCUCCAGAGUCCCUCUGUGGAGAUGGGAGAACCUUCCAGAAGUACAACCAUCUCUAGCACUCCACAAGUCAAGGCUUCAAUGGUAGUGGCCAGAUGGAAGCCACUCCUCAGUAAAAAGCACAUGACAGCCCACUUGGAGUUUGCAAAAGGCACCUAAAAUAUUCUUAGACCAUGAGAAACACGAGUCUCUGGUCUGAUGAAACAAAGACUGAACCUUUUGGUCUGAAUGCCAAAUGUCACGUCUGGAGGAAACCUGGCACGAUCCCUACGGUGAAGCAUAGUGGUGGCAGUAUCAUGCUGUGGGGAUGUUUUUCAGCCGGCAGGGACUGAGAGACUAGUCAGGAUCGAGGGAAAGGUGAACGGAGCAAAGUACAGAGAGAGAUCCUUGAUGAUAACCUGCUCCAGAGUGCUCAGUAACUCAGACUGGGCCGAAGGUUCACCUUCCAACAGAACAACGACCCUAAGCACACAGCCAAGACAAUGCAGGAGUGGCUUCAGAACAAGCCUCUGAAUGUCCUUGAGUGGCCCAGCCAGAGUCCGGACUUGAACCUGAUCAAACAUCUCUCCUGAAAAUAGCUGUGCAAGCAAUGCUCCCCAUCCAACCUGACAGAGCUUGAGAAAAAUGGGAGAUACUCCCCAAAUACAGGUGUGCCAAGCUUGUCGCGACACUCAAGGCUGUAGUCGCUCCUAAAGGUGCUUCAAAGUACUGAACACUUAUGUAAAGUUUAUAAAUUAGCAAAUAUUUCUAAAAACCUGUUUUUGCCUUGUCAUUAUGGGGUAUUGUGUGUAGAUUGUGGAUUUAAAAAGCUGUAACGUAACAAACAUGGGAAAAGUUAAGGGGUCUGAAUACUUUCCAAAUGCACUGUAUGUGCAUUACUGUGCUCUUUUCCUAAAGCAUAUUGUUAUUUGAUGUGUGUCAGACUAAUUUAAAGAGCUGGGAUAUUUAUUGCCACAACAGACCUUAUUUUGAUUGCACUUUUGGCCAUGUUAAAAAGACACAGACACAAUAGUACUGUUGUGUUUAGCCCAACAUGCUUCCCUAUGAAUAAAGACCAUAUCUAAAGUAACAAGUGAACAAUGCACUGGAUUUGAAUGAGUAUCACAUUGUUAUAGUUAGCCCAUAUUAUGUAAUAUGAAUUACUGUAGCUAGUGUGGUUGUAAUUGAAAAAUGUCCUUGAAUGUGUUUGCUAUUACACACCUGUAUGCCCCUUGUUAGAUUUAGCUUUCACAAUCAUGUCCUGUCAUUGUUUAUACUGUGUACUUGCAAUAAAAAAACAUUCUUGAC